This is a messenger RNA of Orycteropus afer afer, 2531 nucleotides long. The record is from RefSeq and is a predicted model, not a curated record. NCBI's taxonomy places the organism in Eukaryota, Metazoa, Chordata, Mammalia, Tubulidentata, Orycteropodidae.
UCAGGGGUGGGACUGGAGAAGAAAGCUAACUUGACAGCAGCGCUUCUUUCUGAGCUAGUCACCGGCCCCUGCCCAAGAAUGCCUGUGUGCGUGUAGCCUCGGCGGAGAGGUGGUGCGCCCGGAGUCCCUCCCAGGGGGCCGCUCAGGCUGCGGAGAACUGGGGGGGAGGAGCUGCCCAGCCAUGAGCCUCUGCCCGCAUCUGCCCGGGGACGAGUGGCUUGGACUCCUCCGGCUGCUCCAGAGGGAGAGGUGAGCUCCCGGCAGCCGGCUCACAGCCAGAGGUGCCAGGAGUGUCGGGCCUGUCAUGGUGGCUGCGUGUAGCCAGCCUGAGGCACUCCCAGACGGGUUUGCAGCUGAGCCUGUUGAUCUGGCGUGGGAAGAAGAUGGGGAGUUACUUGUCCGUCCCGGCCUACUUCACCUCCAGAGACCCCUUUCGAAUGCCAAGAUUCCCUCACCAACUGGUACUACGAGAAGGAUGGGAAGCUCUACUGCCACAAGGACUACUGGGGCAAGUUUGGGGAGUUCUGCCACGGAUGCUCUCUGCUGAUGACAGGGCCCGUCAUGGUGGCCGGUGAGUUCAAGUACCACCCAGAGUGCUUUGCUUGUAUGAGCUGCAAGGUGAUCAUCGAGGAUGGGGACACAUAUGCACUGGUGCAGCAUGCCACCCUCUACUGUGGGAAAUGCCAUAAUGAGGUGGUGCUGACACCCAUGUUUGAGAGGCUCUCCACGGAGUCUGUACAAGACCAACUGCCCUACUCCGUCACACUCAUCUCUAUGCCAGUCACCACUGAGGGCAGACGAGGCUUCUCCGUGUCUGUAGAGAGUGCCUGCUCCAACUACGCCACCACCGUGCAAGUGAAAGAGGUCAACCGGAUGCAUAUCAGUCCCAACAACCGCCAUGCUAUCCACCCCGGGGAUCGCAUUCUGGAGAUCAAUGGGACUCCCGUCCGCACACUCCGAGUGGAGGAGGUAAAGGAUGCAAUUGGCCAGACGAACCAGACACUUCAGCUCCUGGUUGAGCAUGAUCCCGUCUCCCAACGGCUGGACCAGCUGCGGCUGGAUGCACGGCUCUCCCCCCACAUGCAGAGCACUGGCCACUCCCCUACCCUCAGCACCCUGGACACCAAGGAGAACCUGGAGGGGACACUGAGGAGACGCUCCUUGAGACGCAGUAACAGCAUCUCCAAGUCCCCUGGUCCCAGCUCCCCAAAGGAGCCCUUGCUGCUCACCCGGGACAUCAGCCGCUCGGAAUCACUCCGCUGUUCCAGCAGCUGCUCACAGCAGAUCUUCCGGCCGUGCGACCUCAUCCACGGAGAGGUCCUGGGGAAGGGCUUCUUCGGGCAGGCCAUCAAGGUGACACACAAAGCCACAGGCAAAGUGAUGGUCAUGAAGGAGUUAAUUCGGUGUGACGAGGAGACGCAGAAGACUUUUCUGACCGAGGUGAAAGUGAUGCGUAGCCUGGACCAUCCCAACGUGCUCAAGUUCAUUGGCGUGCUGUACAAGGACAAGAAGCUGAACCUGCUAACGGAGUACAUCGAGGGGGGCACACUGAAGGACUUCCUGCGCAGUGUGGACCCGUUCCCCUGGCAGCAGAAGGUCAGGUUUGCCAAAGGCAUUGCCUCCGGAAUGGCCUACCUACACUCGAUGUGCAUCAUCCACCGAGACCUGAACUCGCACAACUGCCUGGUCAAGCUGGACAAGACUGUCGUGGUGGCCGACUUCGGGCUGUCGCGGCUCAUAGUGGAAGAAAGGAAGAAGCCCCCGGUGGAGAAGGCUGCCACGAAGAAACGCACCUUGCGCAAGAACGACCGCAAGAAGCGCUACACGGUGGUGGGAAACCCCUACUGGAUGGCUCCUGAGAUGCUGAACGGAAAGAGCUACGACGAGACCGUGGAUGUCUUCUCAUUCGGGAUUGUUCUCUGCGAGAUCAUUGGACAGGUGUACGCAGAUCCGGAUUGCCUGCCCCGCACACUGGACUUUGGCCUCAACGUGAAGCUUUUCUGGGAGAAGUUUGUCCCCACAGACUGUCCCCCAGCCUUCUUCCCCUUGGCUGCCAUCUGCUGCAAACUGGAGCCUGAGAGCAGACCCGCAUUCUCAAAACUGGAGGACUCCUUUGAAGCCCUGUCCCUGUACCUGGGGGAGCUGGCCAUCCCGCUGCCUGCCGAGUUGGAGGAGCUGGACCACGCCGUGAGCGAGCAGUACGGCUUGAGCCGGGACUCGCAGGACUCGCCGCCCUAGCCCCGCCCAGCCCCCUGUCGGGAGCGUUCCACGGCCAGCAUUGCCCCCGGUGCGCUCCGCCGCGUGGCUUCCUGUGGAUCGGCAGCUCGUUGAGAAGCGGCACAAGCCGUCCCUACUACCUCCCCAGGAGGCGAGUGGGCGCAGCACCAGGGAAACAUCUGCCCAGGUUUUGGAGCCUGGUUACUGUCUCUAAACUCCACACUCGCCUGAAAGCUGUGAAGAAGAAAAAAAAAAAAAAAAAAAAGGCCUGGCCGGGAGGAAUGUGUUACUUGGGACCAUCUGGAAACUCCCUG